Molecule: messenger RNA, 5154 nt
Organism: Cylindrotheca closterium
Lineage: Eukaryota; Bacillariophyta; Bacillariophyceae; Bacillariales; Bacillariaceae
Source: the annotation of a GenBank genome assembly
AUGUUUUAUUUCCAACGAACGAUAGCCCGUCAAGAAAGCUUUUCUUCCAUGGUAGCCUUUCUCAGCAGCUCUUCUCUCCUAUUAUGUGUCCUUCUGAUUCUUACUCUCCAACUUGACACUGCUAAUGCUGCUGCUGCUGCUGCUGCUGCUGCUGAAAACAACAAACAACUCUUGAAUGCUUAUCGAUCGGCACCCAACAGUGUGGAAACCGCCAUGCUGCCCCAACGAUCUUACUUUUUUGAAUUUCCACUCGAAGAUGCCUCCUUUGCGGCACCCAAAUUGGCACCUCUUUGUUCCAAUCGAUCACCCUUUUCCUUUUUGUUCAAGAGAGGCACCAAUGCUCACUUUCGCAAGAUUUUGGUGGAAUUCGAAGGAGGACCGGCUUGUUUUGGUUUGGAUUGUGGUUGCAAUGGUGCCCACUCGCGACAAACACCCUGGAAGGACUAUUUAGAUCAAUACUACAGUGAUGCUACACCAACCACAACGAAAGCUUUGCCAAAUUUAGGCACUUGCAGCGGAAUUGUCCCCAAGUUUCUGGAGGUAUUGAGUCCACGCUUGUUUUAUGGGAAUUCCACAACAGCAGCAGCAGCAGCAGACGACAACGAUGAUGAUGCUGGUGGUGAUGUACCCUUGGGCAUACGUCAAAGCAACAGCAACAAGACCAAUUCUACAAAUGACGAUUCCACUUUUUGGUGGCAAACCUUGAGCAAUGAUAUUGACGAAUGGAGCUAUCUACUAAUUCCUCAUUGUAGUAUGGAUUGGUUCUUGGGAUAUCAAGCCCAAGGACGUUGGAGUGGCUGUGAACUGGACGGACCCGAUCCACCCUUUGAUGGCCCUUGGUGGGAUGCCCCCGUCUAUCAAGGACGCGAACGGAUUUGGCAUCGAGGCAAUGCCAAUUUGGAAGCGGUAUUGGAUUGGCUAACCACACAGUUUGGUUCCUCCUUGGAUGCCAUGAUUACGGUUUCCGGAGGCAAAAUUGGGGGAUGUAGCACCAAUGAUCCGGAAUAUACUUCCACCAUUGCGCCAAUGGUCUUUGCCAAGGAAGCAGCGGAGGCCUUUCAAUGGAACGAACCGUCUUCCGUCUUGGCCAUUUUGGAAGGAUCGAGUCUCUUUAGUCCCAAUUUACCUUCCAAUCAGGUUUUGAACGAGCCUUGGAAUAUCAACAAGGUUUUGUCGGAGUUUUCCAACCUUGCUUCUGAUGUGGGACAAAUGAUUGUCGAAGCACCAGAAGUGAUGGAUGUUGCCUGGAUGGCAUCCUCUUCCAACAAUACUAUGGAAGCACGGGCAUUGACCAACUUGCAAGAAGCGAAACCAGAUCGUUUUCAUGUGUACACACCACCACCUUUGGCCGACGAUACAGACUCGUCGUCUUGUCCAAGAUUUGCCUUUUCGGAUUUAUCCAGCGAGGAAGCAGUUGCCUUUUUCAAACAAGUGGUCAAGACAAAGAGUUGGCAAUCCAGUUUGGAUACUGCCGACAGCAGCAGUGCCAAUGAUGUUGACAAUAUCACCGCUUUACAGGCCAAUGAUGAUCAGUCAGGAGACACGACGGUGAAGCGAUUAGGCUAUCUAUCGAUUGUCAUUUUGUUCCUCGGAAUAUUGGCAUUGGCAUGGAUCAUGUACUUUUGCCUCAAGCGUCGGCGGCAACAGCAAGGCUUGCCGCCACCACUUUCACCCAAUGAGCUUUGGAUGAAGGCACUGACCUAUUAUCCAGCUUGCUUUUUACUAGUUUCGAUUGCAUUUCCCCUUGCGUUGAGUCUGGUAGGCUUUGCGCGAUCCGGCUACAGCAUUGAUGUCAAUUUGGAUUUUGAAUCCUAUUUGGACAUUUCGAGUGAAUUGGAUAUCGUGGCAAACAACUAUGCCGCCGCGCAACAAUUCCAGGAGGAUUCAGUCUCGGAGGCAAGGAGCCAAUGCCGGACCAUGGGUGGGGACGUUGACAGUCGCCGUCGACUUCAGCUAUGGGACGACAUGGAGGGGGAGAAGGAGUCGUACGCUUGGGAUACGAGCCAUAGGAGAUUGCAAGACAACAAUGGCGCAACAACUACCAGCGAACGGAUAGCAUACAUUACUAUUUACAUCAUUUAUCAAAAUCGAAAUGGUGGAAAUGUCUUUGACGCCGAGGUCAUAUCUUCGAUCUAUGACUUUGAAGAAUAUGUGCGAUCCCUACCAGACUUUGAGAUCUUCUGCCGUCGCGAUAAGGAGGAUUGCUCCCCAUUUGAUACACCGCUGACGUAUUUAUACCAAAACGGGACUAUAGUGGAAGAUAUCGAAGGAACUCUGGCUGCCAAAGCAAAAAGUUCGCAAGUCGACCAAUACUUUGGGGCAGAUAAUUUGCAGAGCAACAUUACAAAGAGCGUCAUGUACUUUCAGGGUCAACAGAGUGAAAUGGAUCGCUUUCUGGACGACUUGUACAACAAUUUUCUCUGGAAGCGAGACCAGGAGAAGUACUACGAAGAUUUGUUAUUCACAUGGGAAAAUGGGUAUCUUUUGCGCCUCGAAGCCAAUGACGCGCUGUAUCAUGACUCUCGCUGGAGUCUCGGCAGCUUGGUCGUUAUCGGUCUUAUGAUUCUCCUGAAAGUUCAAGACUUUUUUAUCUUCUUCUUUGGAAUGACUGGAUUGCUUCUGGCGUUCACGACAUCGUACUAUUGGUGCACCACGCACUUUGGAAUACCAGAUGUGACAUUGCUUCAUGUAGCAGGAUUGUUUGUAAUGCUAGGAAUUGGUGCCGACGACAUCUUUUUGAUGACAGAUUCCUACACACAUGCCGAUGUUGAUGACGAAGUUGCUUCGCCUGGAACUGAAACACCUGCAGAACAAGAACUUGAAGCCAUUCGUAGCAAAAUGCAAUGGGCAUAUUCCACUGCCGGCAGUAUGAUGCUGGUGUCAAGUAUGACAGCAGCUGUAUGCUUUUUCAGCAAUGGCUUUGGUGUACUUCUUGUCAUUCAAGAGUUUGGUAUUUAUAUGGGAGUGGUUGUAAUGAUCAAUUACUUUCACGUCAUGACGAUACUGCCAAGUGCCAUCUUGGUCAAUGAAAUGUAUCUCAAGCCUUGGAAAAGAAAAGUGCUACCCGAGUGGUGUCUUGGCGAAAGACACGAUAACACCAACAGGGAAGCGAAGGGGCAAAGGACAAAAGUGGACGAAACAAUGGGCUCUGCUCGGGCAUCUGGCAUGCCCUCUGGCCCUAAUCGAAUCUUGGCCGCAGAUGACUGUGUAGAAAUCACUAUGGGAGAAUCACCAAAGCAGGAUGAUAAGGUACAGGAGUCUGCACCAGUAGCACCAAUUGCACCUAGUGCCUCGAGACUGAAUCGCAUUGACCGCAUGUUACUGGAUCGUUAUACACCGUUCUUGAAACGUCGAAGAAAAUUGAUUCUUGCUGUAUCUCUUCUUUUUGCAUUUCUCCUCGGACUUUUCGGGUUCUUGAAUCUUGGAUUCACUGACGGAUCCAUUGUCAUCUUUUCCAGUGAAUACAAUCAGGGCCGGUUGACUUCAAUUCAGAACAAGUAUUAUUCAAUAUCGUCCAGCGAAAGUCGAGGCUCUGGUUCAUCUGACGGAUCUGGCGAUGGAAGCAGUGGAUCGGGUUGCACCGGUGUAGACUGUGGCGAAGGUGGCGGCGAUGGCGGAGGAGGCUCAGAUGGAGGAGGAAAUGGAAGCGGUGGUGGAAAUGGGGGAGGUGGCAAUGGAGGUGGUGGGAACGGAGGAGGUGGCGGAGGCAAUGGCGGUGGAGGCGGGAAUGCGGGAAACUUCACUUCUGCUCCAAUAAUCAUUGCACCAGCCGCACCAACUCCACCAACAAUUGCCCCAACACUAUCACCUUCAUUUCAGCCGUCCGUUGCUGACAGCAGCACAAAUGCGACUGACAACAUAGGAAGCCCAGGUGCUAUCAUCGAGGUUAAGCUUAUUUUUGGAGUUGGCGUCAGUGACGGACAAUCAAGUGGACCCUGGACGGUGGAAGUGCUGUCUGAAGCGACGACGACACCAGGGGGAGAUGUCAAGUUGUUGGACGGUUUGGUACCAGGAUUUGAUGUUUCAACGCCAGAAUCGCAGCAAUGGCUACUGGACGUGGUCGAGGCUGCAAGACUGGAUAAGUCUCUGGAUAUUAUCGAAGAUGAAGUUACAUGGAUCGAGCUAUUUGCGGAAUUUGCUUCAAACCAAAUAGAUGGUUUCCCGGCCCCGACGGAGCUGUUCACGAGCUACAUUGAAGUACUGGAAUCAACAAAUCCACGAUUUGCGAGGCUUGUCGAAGGGGAGAUCGGAACUGCUUUGCCUGGAUUGGCUGGCAGCUCAAUGUAUGCGAGCAUCACGUUUCGAUCGUACGAUUCAGCAACGCUUACAACAUUCGAAAAGUGGGAUCAAUUUGCUCGGACUUUGAAUGCUGCAGCACCCAACCCAAACGUGCAAAUGGUUGCGCAAAGUGAUCUUUUUUGGAACGAAGCCCGAGCAACUGAAACAGUCGAUGCGACUGUAAUGACUUGGCUAAUUGCAAAUUUGUUCUGCUUUGCAAUCAUAUUACUAUUUACCCAAAACAUCCUUCUAUGUUUGAUGGUCAUGGCUACCAUUCUUUUGAUGUUCUUCUGCAUUACAGGGUGGCUCUUUGCUAUCUUCCAACUUCCGUUGGGUCCAGUUCAAGCCUUGGGGGUAUCAAUAUUUAUUGGCUUGAGUGCCAACUAUUCCCUUCAUGUUGUCCAUGCGUAUCACCGAUCCAAGAGCAAUGAACGAGAAACGAAAGUGAAGGAAGCGGUAUUCAUUACAGGAUCUCCAAUUUUUGCUAGCGCUCUUUCGACGAUUGGAGGUUGCGCAUUUCUUCUUGGUUGCAGGACACUGGCACUGGUGGAGCUGGGAAUCUUAAUCUGCUGUGUAGCAGCAAUGGCAUUGGUUUACAGUAUGGGUUUCUUGCUAGCCUGGCUAUUAACGAUCGGGCCACUACCAGUUGGAGCGGAAAUCAAUGGCUAUCAACAGCACCGCUGGGAUAUUUGUGUAAUGGGGAAGAAGCACAUCUUAAACAAGGCAGAGAAAUCGGAACCGAAGACAGGCAACGAUUGGGGGCAACCCACCAAGCCACGAAUAGAGGAUGCGAAAACAUCAUCAUCAAACCAAGCACUAAAGGAAGAUGGCUUGUCAGGAUCUAUCGAAUCAGAUUCAGAACUGUUUGAGUUAUAA